UGUCCCUUCAUGCUGCUCAUAUUUACAAAUAGAUUUGAAGUGCCUUUAUACAUUCUAGAUAAUUUCUAUGGUGUCAUAUACCAAUUACACAUCAUUUUAUAAACAUUCUCUUUGAGAUUAUAACACAAUUAAAAUUUCAGCCCCUUUCACCACAUAUUUUCCCACUGAUCUAUCGAUAUAUUAUAGCCAAAAAUUUUAGUCCACUUUAUCGUACAUUCUUUAACCUGGUCUUUCUCUGUAUUUGUAUCAAUUUCAACAAAAAUGUACAAUUUUUAACAUAAGUGCACAAUUAUACUUCAAAUUCUCUCUCCGUGCCAAAGAUCUUUCCAUCCCAUCGCUUUGGUCUCCCGCCAACGCUGUCAGGCUGGACCCUCCCCCUUCCAGUUGAACGCAUCCUUAGGUCUGUUCUUUUAAUUUUCCUCCCCCGCCCUUUCUUGGCGCCUGAUAUGAUAGCUACGGAAGUCUUCAGGAGUCCUCUGACUGAUGGCGUAAAUACUUGAAGAGCAAGAAGUAAUAGUCUUCUUCUGGGACUGGGAAACAGUUCCCUAUAUUCUUGAAGGAAAGAGGGUGAUGCCAACCCCCGCCCCGUCCGUGCCAGGAGGAGUAAGAGCAGCAAAGGGUGGCAGGUGUUCAGGCGAUUCAGGAGCGGGCAAAGUGUCUGAGGCUUCUUUUCACGCAGGGCGUUAAAGCGCACGGACGGCGAGCAGUCAGCCCGGUGCCUUCCAGCCACGAGAAGCAGGAGGCGGGGGGAACCACUGUCUCAGGUUGCCGGAGAGGCUGCACCUUUCCGUCUCAGCGGCGCCUCCUGAUUUUUCCAACUUGUGGGGCGGUGGCUGUUUCGUGUAAGUUGCUGUAGUCCGCUGGCUAGUGGAGGUGAAGUCCGGCUUUGAUGAUCCCAGACGCGCUUCUAGGUUCUGGCCUUCUGCUGCUCCUGGGCAUAGUCAUUUUCAGCUCUGUGACUAGCAGUGAAAAUGCAACAGUUGGCCUGGAAACCAAGAAGCUUCCCUGUGAUUACAUGAAUGGAACUUGUACAGAUGGCACCACCGAUUUGAGACUGAGUGGACAUUUUUCUGAGUGUCCUGAGGAAUACAAGCACUUCUGUGUCAAAGGAAGAUGCCGCUAUGUUGAUGCCGUACAAACUCCAUCCUGCAUCUGUGAGAGAGGCUACACUGGGGAAAGAUGUGAGCGAUUGGACUUAUUUCAUCUAAGAGGAGAUCAAGGUCAAAUUGUUGUGGUUUCUUUGAUAGCUGUCAUGGUAAUGCUUAUCAUCCUGAUUGCGUGUAUCUGCACUUGCACUCAUUAUUGUCGGAAAAAACGUAGAAAGAGGAAGCAGGAGAAAACCGGGACUUAUGAUAAUCAGCAACAAAUGAAAACUGAUGAUAUACUUGAGAUGGAUAUUGAAUGAAGGUUAAGAAAGGUGCCUGCUGGCAGAUUCCAAAGACUUGUGCCCUUUUCCUUUUGAUGACUUUCCUGAGGACUAGUGAUAUGAAAAUAAAUAAGGAUAAAUAAACAUGGGUAUACAACUUCCA
Messenger RNA from Crotalus tigris (Tiger rattlesnake), 1529 nucleotides. RefSeq names its product betacellulin (gene BTC). Bases 890 to 1405 code for a protein of 171 amino acids. The transcript has 6 exons. Gene Ontology annotation, biological process: epidermal growth factor receptor signaling pathway; positive regulation of mitotic nuclear division; positive regulation of cell population proliferation. The record is from RefSeq and is a predicted model, not a curated record. NCBI's taxonomy places the organism in Eukaryota, Metazoa, Chordata, Lepidosauria, Squamata, Viperidae.